AUGAGUAACGGGCCUACCAUAUACGCUGCAGGCAUCAUCGUUAUACUAGUAUGCAUCAUUGCCUUCUUGGCCCUUCGAACUAUUCUCAUUCGACAACGACAGCGUCAAUUGGCAGACGCCGAGAACCGCGUCCCGAACAUCGAGGGUUUGACACCCAUUGUCGCACCAGACUGCCCUAUGGUCAUAACACGACCGAUACCAUCACCACCGCGAACAACCCUUUCUCGAGAUACACUACCCGAACCCGUCCUGCAUGCAGCCGACCUCGACGCAGGAGGCCGUCGUUUAGGCGUCCAAAGUCCAACUGCUGCCCAGCAGCCUAUAGCGAGCACAGACAUGCUCCCGCCGUACGACGGCAUCGGGGCGCCUCCAAAGUACUCCGCAUGA
Molecule: messenger RNA, 387 nt
Organism: Coniophora puteana RWD-64-598 SS2
Lineage: Eukaryota; Fungi; Basidiomycota; Agaricomycetes; Boletales; Coniophoraceae
Exons: 3
Coding region: 1-387 (128 amino acids)
Source: RefSeq, a predicted model, not a curated record